GACAGAUUGAUUCACUUUGGAACUAUAAGUACUGGUGUACUGAGAUUAGGGUGCUGCAAUCAUUAUCCCUUGACGAACACAGAGCCCCAAAAUGAAUGUCCAAGAACAGGGUUUCCCCUUGGACCUUGGGGGGAGCUUCACUGAAGAUGCUCCCAGGCCCCCAGUUCCUGGUGAGGAAGGUGAACUGGUUUCCACAGAUCCCAGGCCAGUCAGCCACAGCUUUUAUUUUGGGAAAGGCGAUGGGAUUAAAAGUGAAACUUCCAUGGCCACCCCGAGGCGAUCAGAUCUGGAUUUGGGGUAUGAGCCUGAAGGAAGUGCCUCACCUACACCCCCAUAUUUGAAAUGGGCUGAAUCAUUGCAUUCUUUGCUGGAUGAUCAAGAUGGAAUAAAUCUAUUUAGGACUUUCUUGAAGCAAGAAGACUCUGCAGAUUUGCUAGACUUCUGGUUUGCCUGCAGUGGCUUUAGGAAAUUGGAGCCCUGUGACUCCAAUGAAGAAAAGAGGCUUAAGUUGGCAAAAGCUAUUUACAGAAAAUAUAUUCUUGAUAAUAAUGGGAUCGUUUCUCGUCAAACUAAACCAGCUACAAAGAGCUUCAUAAAAGAUUGCAUCAUGAAACAGCACAUUGAUCCUGCCAUGUUUGACCAGGCCCAAACUGAGGUCCAAUCCAUGAUGGAGGAUAACACCUACCCCUUGUUCCUUAAAUCAGAUAUUUAUUUGGAAUACACGAGGACGGGUUUGGAAAGCCCUAAAAUCUUUAGUGAUCAGAGCCCUGGGUCAGGGACAGGGAAAGGUAUACCUGGAUAUUUGCCCACUUUGAAUGAGGAUGAGGAAUGGAAGUGUGACCAAGACACAGAAGAAGAUAAUGGCAGAGAUUCAGCUCCAUCUAGCAGGCUAACUCAGAAGUUACUCAUGGAAACAGCACCCCAACGGGCCUCAUCAAAUAGGAGAUACAAUGAAAGCAGAGAAUUCAGGCAUGGUUCAUGGAGGGAACCUGUCAACCCUUACUAUGUCAAUUCUGGUUAUGCCCUAGCACCAGCCACCAGUGCUAAUGACAGCGAACAGCAGAGUAUGUCUAGCGAUGCCGACACAAUGUCCCUCACUGACAGCAGUGUAGAUGGAGUACCACCUUAUAGAACCCGAAAGCAACAUCGAAGAGAGAUGCAGGAAAGCGUCAAAGCCAAUGGACGGGUACCACUACCUCACAUUCCUCGCACUUACCGAAUGCCAAAGGAAAUCCGUGUUGAACCACAAAAGUUUGCAGCGGAGCUUAUCAAUCGCUUGGAGGCUGUCCAGCGGACGCGAGAAGCAGAGGAGAAAUUAGAGGAGCGUCUAAAACGUGUCCGAGCAGAAGAAGAAGGUGAGGAUGCAAACAUCUCUUCUGGUCCUUCAGUAGUUAGUCACAAGCUGCCUUCUGCGCAGACCUUGCACCAUUUCCCUCCCCGUUAUGCAGAAAUGGGCUGCACUGGGAUCCGAGAUGUCCACGAGGAAAAUCCUGAGAGCAUCCUUGAUGAGCAUGUACAGAGGGUCAUGAAGACGCCAGGUUGCCAGUCCCCAGGACCUGGCCACCAUUCCCCAAAGCCACGCUCCCCAGACAAUGGUCAUGCAGCUAAGAUUCCAGGGACACUGGGUUCAGGACCUCCUGGGCAUAGCAAGCACAGUACAAAAUCAGGAAUGAAACUAGAUGCAGCUAAUUUAUACCAUCACAAACAUGUCUACCACCAUAUUCAUCACCACAGUGUGAUGAAACCAAAAGAGCAGAUUGAGGCUGAAGCCACUCAGAGGGUUCAGAACAGCUUUGCUUGGAAUUCAGAGUCACAUAACUAUGCAACCAAAUCUCGAAAUUAUAAUGAAAGCAUGGGGCUAACUUCAAAUCCAGUGGAUGGAUUGGGCUACAGUGGCAAAACCAGUAUGCUCUCAAAAAGAAUUUCAAAGAAGGCUGAUUCAGGGAAAAGUGCUGGUCCCAACUAUGAAAUGCCUGGGUCUCCAGAAGAUGUGGAAAAGAACCAGAAAAUCAUGCAGUGGAUAAUAGAAGGAGAAAAGGAAAUCAGCAGGCAUAAAAAAACUAACCAUGGGUCUUCAGGGACUAAGAAGCAGCUGGGCCAUGAUAGUUCCAGACCCCUUUCCAUUGAGCGUCCUGGUGCUGUUCAUCCGUGGGUGAGCGCUCAGCUCCGAAAUGUUGUCCAACCUUCUCAUCUUUUCAUCCAAGACCCCACAAUGCCACCUAACCCAGCCCCAAACCCCCUGACUCAGCUGGAGGAAGCCCGAAGGCGCCUGGAAGAAGAAGAGAAAAGAGCUGGAAAACUCCCUACCAAGCAGAGGUAUGUGCAAGAGGUUAUCCAGCGGGGUCGUUCUUCUGUCAGGCCAGCUUGUAUGCCAAUGCUGAAUGUGGUACCAGCUGUCUCCGACAUGGACCUCUCCGAGUCUGAGGCAAAGCUACAAAAGAAACUGGGGAAUAGCAGUGCUCCACCAUGCGAUACCAUUGUGGUAGCUUACUACUUCUGUGGAGAGCCAAUCCCUUACAGGACCUUGGUCAAGGGGCGUGUGGUCACCCUGGGUCAAUUCAAAGAGCUCCUGACCAAGAAAGGAAACUACAGAUACUACUUCAAGAAAGUGAGUGAUGAAUUUGACUGUGGGGUAGUGUUUGAGGAAGUUCGAGAAGAUGAUGCCAUCUUGCCCAUUUUUGAAGAGAAGAUCAUUGGGAAAGUGGAGAAAGUGGAUUAAUCCCCUAGACUUCCCAUCUCCCACACUCUUCCAGGUUGGGCACCACUGCCGAGGGAUUCAGAAACAGAGAGCAGUGCCAGACUAGCAGCAUCCUGCUCAGCUCUCUAUCCCAAAGGGCAUCACACAGGCCCCAUAGGGUUGUAACCUCCUGUGGACCCUCCCCAGUCGGCAUUGUCCACCAGGGGUUGAGGAUUCCCCUUUGAGAACUUGCCUACAUGCAAAAUAUUCUAUGUAAUGUAGUGUUGUACAGUUGUACUAGAAAGUAUAUGACCUUGUUUACUAAAGCUCAUAUUUUUGAUAUAUUGUAAUAAAGGAAGAUAUUUCCAGUGUCA
This is a messenger RNA of Vombatus ursinus (common wombat), 3051 nucleotides long. RefSeq names its product axin-1. NCBI's taxonomy places the organism in Eukaryota, Metazoa, Chordata, Mammalia, Diprotodontia, Vombatidae. The transcript has 10 exons. The record is from RefSeq and is a predicted model, not a curated record. The coding region runs from base 92 to 2719 and encodes 875 amino acids. Gene Ontology annotation, biological process: negative regulation of canonical Wnt signaling pathway.